Messenger RNA from Oryzias latipes (Japanese medaka), 1001 nucleotides. It is a transcript of the gene cdkn2a/b, whose product is annotated as cyclin-dependent kinase inhibitor 2A/B (p15, inhibits CDK4). Lineage: Eukaryota; Metazoa; Chordata; Actinopteri; Beloniformes; Adrianichthyidae. Gene Ontology annotation, cellular component: nucleus; cytoplasm. Gene Ontology annotation, molecular function: protein kinase binding; cyclin-dependent protein serine/threonine kinase inhibitor activity. The record is from RefSeq and is a predicted model, not a curated record. Gene Ontology annotation, biological process: regulation of G1/S transition of mitotic cell cycle; negative regulation of cell population proliferation; regulation of cyclin-dependent protein serine/threonine kinase activity.
UGCAGUAGGAGCCGAUGCACCACUGCAUAAAGAGGCGAUGCACCACCCAUUCAAUUCAAACAAGUCCAGACACAAACCCAGCGUCUGCGGGACAAGCAGGGGCUGUUCACCCCGCUCAGGCAGCCGGGGUCGCGGACGGCCGUCAAGCCGGACACCGCCGAGGACCAGACUGUCGGAGUUGGACUUAGGAAGACGAACAAGGCCGGGUGGGGGAGAGUCAGUCUCCGGUUCAAAACUCGCUCCGUCGGAUUCCUCACACAAGCAUCGCCGGGCCGCGGAUGUUCUCGCAGCAGCAGGUUUUGGGACAAUCAUGACUCUGCAGGAUGAUCUGACGACGGCUGCAGCGAAGGGGAACGCGGCCGAGGUGGAGAGGUGUCUGUCGGCCGGAGCCGAAGUUAACGGACGGAACCGCUUUGGACGGACCGCUGUCCAGGUGAUGAUGAUGGGGAGCACGGCGGUGGCCCAGGUGCUGCUGCGGCACGGAGCGGACCCGAACGUGGCGGACAGCAGCACAGGCGCGACCCCGCUGCACGACGCGGCGCGCACCGGCUUCCUGGACACGGUGCAACUGCUGGUUGAGGCCGGAGCGGACCCGCAGGCCGAGGACAGGGAGGGCCGCUCGCCGGGAGAUGUGGCCCGGCAGAACGGCCACGCGGACGUGGCUGCUUUCCUUUCUCCAGGACUGUUGAACAGGCCGGAAGCGGCCCAUAAACUAAAUUAAGUGAUGCCUUUGUCUGCUCUCAGAUUAUAUUUAUAUUUAUUUGCAAUAUAUAUUAUCUUUAAAUGGACUACUUGCUUUUUAUUUUAAUAUAAUUAUUACAGAUCAAGACUGUUUAGUCUUAUUUUUAUUCUUUUUAUGCAGCGUCAGAGACUGUCUUGGUUUAGGAAGAAAAAAAUCAUGUACAGCUGUUAUUAGUUUUAAAUUAUUUCAUUAAAAAUAACUAUGGUCCUGUAUUUAAGUAGACAAAAUGUCUAACAAUAAAUUUUAAAUUGAAAGGAAA